GUUAAUAAGUCUUGUUUGCCUUCCUUUAAAAAGUGUGAAAAAAAGUGUGAAAAAAAGUGUUGAAAAAAAAUAAAAAAUAUAAAAUACAAAAGUGCUUAAACAUUGUGUAGACCUUUUCCUAAGAAAAUCAAAUUUUUCCAAAGUGGUAUUAUUGAUAGACGAUAGAAAUGGAAGACAACAAUGAAUUUUGUAUCGGAUGUUUCAUGGAUCCUUGUACAUGUUCAAUUCAUGGAAAACCUCAAUCGACAAGUUCAUGUAGCUCUCAAACCAAUAAGAGACAUGUUGAUGCAGGUGGUGAUUCUGGUGAUUCUGGUGCUUCAUUAACAAAGAUAACUCGUAGCGUCGGAAGUCAAAAUGAGAAGCCAACGACUUCAGGCCAGAUGGGUGGCGAUACUCGUCAGAUAUCAAACGAUCCAAAAUACCCAAUAGAAGAAGUGUUUAAGGAAGUUCAAGAGUUCAUUCUCAAUCACCCGGGUUACCAUUAUUUAAGAAUGGCCUUAAAAGACGAGCUUCAAUGUACUGCACCGGAGAACUGGGAGUUGGUCUACAACAAGUUCGUAGACCACAUAAAAACAAUUGGCGGCUCACUAAACGCAAAGAGCACACAAAAUGAAACAAAAAGUGUGAAUAAGAAGACUACAACUGCUUCUUCCAAUGUACAGAAACUCAUUUAUGAACCACUUCUUUACAAGAUCCAUCAAUCUCAAUCUAAAGAAAAUAAAAGUAUUUUACCCUCCACUUCUUUACAAGAUCAAUCUCUUUUAAAGAAGAGUUGUGAAGUUCAAAAAGCGGAGAGUGAUUCUCCCUCAGUUUUGACUACGGCCCCAGUAUCUCGUCACCAAGUUGUUAUUACAAAUGUUCAGCAGAUAGACAACAAUCUCAGACGGAAUACCGAACGUUCAGACAUUGAGAAGACUCUAAAUGAUACGGUCAGUUCAGCAGCAGUCAUUCCAACUACUUCAAGCCAUGAAAAAACUUCUAAAACUGUAUCUCAUCAGCAAGUUGUUACUACAAAUGUUCAGCAGAGAGAAUAUAAUCUCAGACGGAACACCGAACGUCCAGACAUUGAGAAGAACCGAAAUAUUACGGUCAGUUCAGCAGCUACUUCGAGAAUGCUAAUUCCUGCUGCAGACAUUCCAACUACUUCAAACCAAGGAAACGUACCUCAUCAGCAAGUAGUUGCUACAAAAGUUCAAGACAUAGAAAACAAUGUCAGACGAAACACCGAACGUUCAGACAUUGAGAAGAAUAGAAAUAUUAUGAUCAGUUCAACAGCUACUUCGCAAACACUUAAUCCAAGUAGCCAAGGAGUAACUUUCGCAGACACAACUCGUCACGGCUUACAGAUCAUUCCAUUUAAUUCAAAUCAAGGAAUUAAUACCGGUUAUUUUGCGCUCCCGGUAGCUCAUCAGCAAGUUGUUACAACAGUUGAGCAGAUUGAUAACAAUGUCACACGAAAUACUGAGCGUUCAGAGAUUGAACAAAAUCGAAAUAUUAUGAUCAGUUCAAUAGCUGUUCCGCGAACACUUAAUCCAAGUAGCCAAGUAGUAACUUUCGCAGACACAACUCGUCACGGCUUACAGAUCAUUCCAUCUAAUGCAAAUCAAGGAAUUAAUACCGGCUAUUUUGCGCCCCCGGUAGCUCAUCAGCAAGUUGUUACAACAGUUGAGCAAAUUGAUAACAAUAUCACACGAAAUACUGAGCGUUCAGACAUUGAACAGAAUCGAAAUGUUAUGGUCAGUUCAACAGCUACCUCGCGAACACUUAAUCCUAGUAGCCAAGUAGUAACUUUCGCAGACACAACUCGUCACGGCUUACAGAUCAUUCCAUCUAAUUCAAAUCAAGGAAUUAAUACCGGUUAUUUUGCGCCCCCGGUAGCUCAUCAGCAAGUUGUUACAACAGUUCAGCAGAUUGAUAACAACUUCACACGAAAUACUGAACGUUCAGAGAUUGAACAAAAUCGAAAUAUUAUAGCUGUUCCGCGAACACUUAAUCCAAAUAGCCAAGGAGUAACUUUCGCAGACACAACUCGUCACCCACCGCCGAAUGCUAUGGCUGUCGCAGCCGUUCCACCUACUCCAAGAACAGCUAUUGACUUCCUUUAUAAUUCUGGGGCAAAUCAUGAUCAUAUAAUUAAUAUUAUUCCAAACGCUCAAGGAUCUUUUACUAUGAGCUGUCAAGAAUGCACUUUUUCUCAUUCUGUAAAAAUAGAACCUGUUUCUAACAUAGAAGAUGCAAAUGAAGCUGACGAUGAAGACGAUGAAGACGAUGAAGACGAUGAAGACGAGGAAGACGAGGAAGAACAAUCAGAAAAUAACGAAGAAAUUGUGCAACAAGAUACGGAAACUAUUCAACAAUCAAGUUUGAAUUCAUCAAAUAAUCACCCAAUACAAAAUCCAGUAAACAGUAAUUCUCAGUAUCCCCGGGAUAAUCCUAAUAUCAAUUCAGUGCGUCAGCCUUACCAACCACCACCCGGUUCUUUCGAUGCUCCGCAAAAUUACUCCUCAAAUCGCUCCAGCUAUCAAACUCAUCAACAUUUCUCAACCUCUUCAAUUCCCCCUUAUGCUCAAAACCAACCUUGCGUGCCCCCUUCGAAUUACAGAGAUAUGCAACAUGAUCAACAACAUCCUCAUCAAGCUUAUCCAUCCUGGCAGGCUCAAUCAACUUCCAGAGAUUAUUCAAAUAACAUGAUGCCAGAGAAUCACUAUUCUUCCACAAAUAAUCAACGUAUGCAACAAAUGUAUUCAGAUCGACCCACUUUCAGACAAAUGGAUAGUGUUGGUGAGCAAUACCAAUCAUUGCCCCCUUUCGAAACAAUUCGCCAAUAUCCAAUGUCAGACAGGCAGCAUAAUUAUCAUCCAUACCAAUCGCAACAAAAUCGCCAAAACAUAAUGUCAGACAGGCAGAAUAAUAAUUAUUAUCAUCCAUACCAACCACAACAAGGAAACCUCAGAGCUCUUCCCGAUCGCCAUCAAUCAUCACAGCCAACGCACAAUAUGGCAGGCUUUCAAAAUCCAACUGUUCCAAGCCAAUCGAUUUCUAUCAUACAACUGCAAAAAAUUUUCGAAGAUUUUAUCUUUGCAUUGCAGAAUAAUCAUAUUAUAAUAUAAUAUGAUAUAUUAUAACUAUCUUGUUUGUCUUGUUUCUUUAAUUCAUUAAAAAGUUAAACUUAAUUUUUUCAA
Episyrphus balteatus (marmalade hoverfly) is the source of this 3182-nucleotide messenger RNA. RefSeq lists its product as uncharacterized. The record is from RefSeq and is a predicted model, not a curated record. Bases 168 to 3110 code for a protein of 980 amino acids. The transcript is spliced from 3 exons. NCBI's taxonomy places the organism in Eukaryota, Metazoa, Arthropoda, Insecta, Diptera, Syrphidae.